CACCAUCAUUCAAUUGCUGCUCGCAGUGGUGAGCAGAUAUCAUGCAUCCGGCUUUGAUCAUUCUGUCAGUUGUGGUGACAGUCCACAUAAUCAACCUGAUCGGACGGGAACGAAUCGAAUCAGCUUUGAAACCAUUCUACCUACGCUUAUUCAAUGCAAAAGAUCUACAACAACAAAGACAACUCAAGAAAGACUUGUUCUCAACUCGACAACAACUCAACCUUACAAGCAGUCAAGAUGAAUUCGCAAAAUGGGCAAAACUAAGAAGAUCGGUGGACAAACAUGUAGCACAACUCGAGGCAACAAAUGCUCGUCUUGCAGGUGCUUCUUCUUCAGUUUCCCUCUUAGUUCGAGCAGUUCUGUUCCUUGGCACAACGUUGUUCCCAUUCUGCCUCACGUUCUACUUUGGAAAAACUCCAAUGUUCUUCCUUCCACCUUCUGGAUCGCCAACUGUCGCUUCUUCAGCCGCCAGAAUCUCAUACUUACCCACACGUAAAGCACCAGGAGGGUUCGAGAUCCCACACGAUGCAACGCAUGCCUGGAGUAUGGUCAACGAAACAUACCUUGGUCCUUUGGGAUGGCUAUUGGCAAUGACUGCCGCUCCUCGUGGCUCAGUAAGUGCGGGAAUGUGGUCAACAAUCUGUACUCGUGUGAUCCUUUUGAUCACGAAGCAGAUCAAAGACCUCUUCGUCGCUCUCACUUACUCUGACCCAAUCGCAGCCGAAAAGAAAUCGGCCAGCACGCAAAACGAAAAAGUAGAAGCAAAGGCCACAUCCUCUGCUAUAGAUGAAAAGACUGAUUCCAGUGCACGGAAACGUAAUGUAGCCACAACGGCAAGUGAUUAAUAGAAUGCUCAGAAUACUCUCACUCUUCGCUUGCGUGCGUUCAAUGCUUGUAUUGCUAGUAGUAUGAGAAUAUGAAGUGCCAAAGGAAUGACAGUGUAUGACGGUAAGGAGGAGCCUAUGAAUG
Molecule: messenger RNA, 969 nt
Organism: Meira miltonrushii
Lineage: Eukaryota; Fungi; Basidiomycota; Exobasidiomycetes; Exobasidiales; Brachybasidiaceae
Exons: 1
Coding region: 42-845 (267 amino acids)
Biological process (GO): tail-anchored membrane protein insertion into ER membrane
Source: RefSeq, a predicted model, not a curated record